Mycena citricolor is the source of this 1354-nucleotide messenger RNA. NCBI's taxonomy places the organism in Eukaryota, Fungi, Basidiomycota, Agaricomycetes, Agaricales, Mycenaceae. The record is from the annotation of a GenBank genome assembly.
UCGACCCAGCCACUGCAUUCUUCUGGCAUCUAAUUCAUCCUUUUUUGUGAACACUCCAGACGCAGUUCUGAGAAGGACAAUUCCCCUGAGGCUGAUCAUGAUAUACCCUGACAACCUUUUUGCAUUGAGCACAGAAAUUUCCAGGAUAUGCGAUCGGUCUCGCACUUGCGAUUUGAGACCAUCAACAUCUUCUCCACCGCAGAGGAACAGCUCCGAAGGCGAUCUAAAGCGAUACAAGAAAUGCGCACUCCGCGGCAUCUGAAGCGAGGACCAACUGCGCGGCUGAUGGCCGACAGGUAUAGCCGACGCUUCUCGCCAUGUUUUCUGAUUUGCAUCCGUUCGCUUACAGUGGGAACCUCGGCCUACGUGUUGGUAACUCACCACAACCUCUCCGCUCUCCUAUUCCUUGCGCCUUAAAAGCUGCAGGUGCCCACCCGCCAUGCUCCCUAUGCCGCUCCCGCUUCUCAGCAGCCCGCGACUGCCCCGUCGUCACUCCGUUUCGAGCGUUAGCAGCUUGCCUGGCAGCGAGUCCUCCAAUGCCUCCGGAAGCCAUUCCAAGUCAUGGUUCAGUCGCAAGAAGAAGGAGAAGACAAAAGCGCAGGAUUCGUCCUCCGUGGCCAGCGGGGACUCGAGCAGUAACGCGCAAGACGGAGGAGGAGGGGAUGCCGCCCACGUGGUGGAUGGGAUCCUGGAUACAUUGGGCCCUAGGGGACGGUCGCUAGACCAGCAGCUUCAUCGGCCCCAUCCUCUGGCGCAAUCCUCACACCCACCCCGCUUCCGGCCGAGCGCCAGCACAGACGCUGUCCCCUCCCUGCCCCGCGGCUCCGCUUCGACGACAUCCCUGACGUCCGCACCCGCCACCGCGCCAUCGACGCCGACGCGCGCCCCCCACUACCGCAAAGCCCGCUCGUCGACCUGGACGCAGCCUCCGCCGCCGCCGCCCCACCGCGGAGCGAAUCUGCACGUGCUGAUUCCCGACACCCCAUCGGCCCAGUCGGCGCCGCGUCCCACGCACGAUCAGUCACGCCGGGCCGCCGACCCGUCGCCUGCGAGCCCGCGGCACCGCACGCCCGCGAGCGCCGUUGCCGAUUGGGCGCGAGGCGUGAGCAUGGAGGGCCGCUCUGGGGACAAGCGCUCGCGCAGCCCGCUGCCCCCUCGCUCUCCGCCGCCGGCGCUGCCGCUGCGCCUCGAGCUCGACGCGGACUCUCCCGUGUCGCCGACACCGCGGUCGUUCGGCGGGGCGAUGAGGAGGAAGGAGGGCAGCAGUGACACGGAGUACGAGCGGGGGGGUAUGACGUCACCGCAGGCGAGGUCUCGGCCUGGGUCACGCCCGAAAACCCCUGAUGGUCCCGGC